This is a messenger RNA of Mercenaria mercenaria, 1440 nucleotides long. Its product is annotated as deoxyribonuclease-1-like. Gene Ontology annotation, cellular component: nucleus. Gene Ontology annotation, molecular function: DNA nuclease activity. The record is from RefSeq and is a predicted model, not a curated record. Gene Ontology annotation, biological process: DNA catabolic process. The coding region runs from base 91 to 1419 and encodes 442 amino acids. The transcript is spliced from 9 exons. NCBI's taxonomy places the organism in Eukaryota, Metazoa, Mollusca, Bivalvia, Venerida, Veneridae.
AGAUAACUGUUCUGACUACUUUACAUCACCAUUUUAACAUUUCACAUGGGCGAUAUAGGACUAAAUACGUGUCUGUGACAUUCAAAUACAAUGAUCAAACUAGUGGCAAUUGUACUAUGUGUGCUCUAUAUACAUGUAAAUUGUUUGGUUUUUGAUCAAGUUGACGGCAGCGACACUCUGCCGACAUUAGCUGAACCGCCGCUUAGGAUUGGCUCCUUUAACAUCCAAGUGUUUGGUUCGACCAAGGUUGCUAAGUCAGAUGUUCUUGAUGUGUUAGUUAAGAUACUAAGCCGGUAUGACAUUGUUCAGAUAUUGGAAAUAAGAGAUUCUACAAACACCGCUUUCGAAAAAUUGCGUGUUGCACUAAAUAAUUAUGUAGCUAGUGGUGCAGACGGCACUGUAUAUGAAAAGAUUGUCAGUGAUCGUCUUGGGCGCACUACCAGUAAAGAGCAAUAUGGUUUCCUAUAUAGGAGUUCCAAGGUCUCUGUAGCAGAUACCUACCAGUUUCAUGACACCCAUGAUUAUUUUGAAAGGGAGCCAUUCAGCGUGAAAUUUAAGUCUCCAAAAACAACUGUACAGGAUUUUGUCAUGGUUGCAAAUCAUAUCCAACCGAAGAGUGCAGCAGAGGAAAUGGACAAUCUAACCAAAGUCUAUGACACUUUGCGGAGACACUGGGGUAUCGAGGAUGUUCUACUUGGCGGUGAUUUCAAUGCAGACUGUAACUAUAUGAGUUUAAGCGCGUGGAAGAAUAUUUCACUUCGAACGGAUGGUAGAUUUGAGUGGUUGGUGGAUGAUGAUACUGACACCACUGUCUCACAUUCAGCAUGCAGUUACGACAGAUUUGUUGUUGCGGGUGAUAAGCUUUUAGAUGCUGUGGUACCCGGCAGCGUUCAAGCAUACAGAUUCGAUGAAUUAAUGGGAUUGACCAAAGACAAGGGUUUAAGAGUCAGUGAUCAUUAUCCGAUUGAACUGCAACUUAAAGGAAAGCCACACAUGGCCACACAGCAGGCGAUCCACACAUCUAUAUCAUUUACUGUGAAGGACACGAAGCCCGUCAAUAGUAUCAGUAACAUAAGAUAUAUCUACCGUACACCAUCCUGUGCUGACAAACAUCUCAGCAUUAAAGUACAGAGAGAAGACACCCAUAUGGACUUCGUACAGGCUCAUUUCACAACGGCAGAUUCUACGCAAGUUAUGGUAGAACUGAAAAGCUUCCGAUCCAGCUGUACAGGGACCCUAUCGGCAGAGCUUCUGUCAAUGGUGCAAAGCUAUAUGCAAUCACAUUUCCUUCGAGACACUAAGCCGGACGUUUACGGACUUAUGUAUUCUAUCAAGAAAAAUGUAUAUGAUGUAACGAUAAAAUGCUCAUUGCUGAUACCGUACGUCUGUGAAGUAACUGUUUCAAAGAACAUAAGUUAGAAAAUAAAGACAUUAAAACUG